CAUUGCCAACUGGCUGCAUAUUGUGUCAAUUCGCUAUGACAGAAAUAUUAAUUUAAUUUAAAACAUCGUACGCCAUGUUUUUUAAGCGUCGUCAUAAGCCUGCCUUACGUCCUUCGAAGGCAUAUUAUCACUCCAAUGAUCCACCAUCAUUGCCACCUUCUACGCAGCCACACAAUGAUCAACUGCCAUUUCUGUUGCGUGGGCGUUUUAGUGCUCUCCCACAUUUGCAAACCAUCGGCGAAGAAAAAGAGAAUUUAACACUCUUCAUUGCUGUGUUAUAUGUCGUCGACUUAUUUGGUGUACUCCCAUUUAUAACGCUGCCAGCAUUGUUGGUGCAAUUGGGUUUCCUCGGUAUACCCUUAGUUCUGUCGGUUAUUGUGCUUCAAAUCUACACUUCAUUUUUACUCAGUCAGUGUUGGAUUAUGGCUGAGUCUUUCGAUCCAUCUAUAGUACAGAAGAGUAGGUACCCUUAUGCAGCUAUUGCCGAUUUGGCAUACGGACGCUACCUCAGCCUUUUCGUGCGCAUCUUGCUCGACAUCAGUAUUUUCGCCACAGCCAUACCAAGUUUGGUGAUAGCUGCACAAAAUCUAGAGCUGGUCGGUGAACGUAUAACCGACGAUGAAUUCUCAUUUUCGUUUUGCUACUGGGUUAUUAUAAUUGGUAUAUUUUGUUGUCCGCUGAUGUGGCUACGCAGUCCCAAACAUAUGCGUGGAUUGACGAUUUUCUCGCUCUUCGUACUCAUUGUGAUUGUGAUUCUUUUGUGGUUUUGCCUCUUCGCCUCAAUGCCGUUGGGUAAACCCUUCGAAGGCGUCAACUUUGAAAUUCCAUCGUUCUUGGCGCUUCUGAAUGGCUACAGCAUUUUGGCUUUCCAGUUCGACAUUCAUCCAAUGCUACUCACCUUGCAAAUCGAUAUGCAGCACAAGUCUCAAGUUUACUGGGCCGCCUUCAGUGGCAUCACAAUUACAUGCGCCAUUGCUAUUUUCGGUUCCAUUAUUGCGGCUUACAAGUUCGGCACCAUGAUCGCCGAUAAUCUGCUCGAGUCUCUGCCGAAGAGUGUUCCGUUAUAUGUUUUGCUAAUACUCAUCGCACUGCAGUUGUGCUUUUCGAUUAUUGUGGGUAGCUCGGCGAUGUUUUUGCAAAUUGAAAAUUAUCUACAAAUUAAAGAAGCUUUUUCGUGGAAGCGCAUUGCUUUGCGUUCUUCUGUUGUCGGCCUCGAAGUGCUCAUAGCCGAAUUUGUGCCUAAUUUUGAUGUUCUCAUGGAUAUAGUAGGCGGCACAAUUGUCGCGCCACUGGUCUUUAUCCUACCGCCACUACUCUAUCGUCGUAUUAGUCACAUGGAAAGGCUGCACCAGCGCGUCGCUACGGAGUCUUCAUAUGGCAGCAUACCACUCGAUUUGAAUUUCGAACCGGUGCAUUCGGACAUGGAACAGUUAUUGAUGCUGGAACAACAACAAAGGAAUGGCGUGCCACUAUCGUGCCGUCUGCGUAUGCGCAAAUAUUGGCUACAUAUUUUGAAGUGUUGGUAUCGUCUGAAAUGCGAUCUUACCGUGUCUUUGUCGGUGAUGCUUUUUGGUGCAUUGGCCACUAUAAUUUCAACUUAUUUGAAUGUAUUUAGUAUUACUGAUCUUUUCCGCUACGAGGCGACGUGUUUCUUCAAUAUGACGAAAGAUGUUGCCAAAAACCAAAAGUAUUAAAGAUUUACUUCCAUAUCUUUUAAA
Anastrepha obliqua is the source of this 1718-nucleotide messenger RNA. RefSeq lists its product as uncharacterized. The transcript is spliced from 6 exons. NCBI's taxonomy places the organism in Eukaryota, Metazoa, Arthropoda, Insecta, Diptera, Tephritidae. The record is from RefSeq and is a predicted model, not a curated record. Bases 75 to 1694 code for a protein of 539 amino acids.